Chanos chanos (milkfish) is the source of this 2052-nucleotide messenger RNA. RefSeq names its product cytochrome P450, family 11, subfamily C, polypeptide 1 (gene cyp11c1). The transcript is spliced from 12 exons. Lineage: Eukaryota; Metazoa; Chordata; Actinopteri; Gonorynchiformes; Chanidae. Gene Ontology annotation, molecular function: syntaxin binding; monooxygenase activity; iron ion binding. Gene Ontology annotation, biological process: cholesterol metabolic process; cortisol metabolic process; C21-steroid hormone biosynthetic process. Gene Ontology annotation, cellular component: mitochondrial inner membrane. The coding region runs from base 1 to 2052 and encodes 683 amino acids. The record is from RefSeq and is a predicted model, not a curated record.
AUGGAUAAAGUGGUGAAGAAGUCUCUGGCCAAGCCCUUUAAAAAGUUAACCAGCUGCGUUUCGGGGGGAAAGGACCGGGACAUCUGGAGCAGACACAGGAGUAAGAGGGGCAGGGGGUGUAAGGGGAGGAGCGGCGCGCCCCGCCCGAACCACGCCCACGACCCCGCCCUGGUGAGGUCCUACCAGGCCGACCUGGAGAGAGAGAGGAAGUUGAGGGAAGCGAUGAACGCCAGGAAGAACGCAGAGAGAGCAGCGAUGCGGGCCCACUUCAGACAGAAAUAUCAGCUCUCAAAGAAUUCCAAAGACGCGAACCACCUGAGGGCAGUUGGAGGCAAGGUGUCACUCCCCCGCGAACUGGCAAAAAUAGUACGUCCCGAAGGCUCCAGGAAGGACGACAGCUUCAACCUACUAAGCGCGUUCCAAGGGCUUAGCUUCAACAUGGGGGUGUUCACCGGCACCAAACCGGCCAAGAAAACACCCACACCCACGCCAGCCGGCGGGGAAUCGUGCAAAGCACUGGAGGCAGCGGACGGAGGGAUGGAGAGAAAAAAGGCGCGGCGGAAUCAGGGAGGCAGCGGAGGAGCCCGGGCGUUUGAGGAGAUCCCUCACACGGGAAGCAACGGCUGGAUAAACCUCCUACGCUUCUGGAAGGAGGACAAAUUCAGACACCUUCACAAGCACAUGCAGAAAACCUUCAACACGCUGGGGCCCAUAUACAGGGAGUACCUGGGCAGUCAGAGCACUGUGAACAUCCUCCUGCCGGCUGACAUCGGUGAGCUGUUUCGCUCAGAGGGGCUCCACCCACGCCGCAUGACCCUACAGCCCUGGGCGACACACAGAGAGACACGCCAGCACAGCAAGGGGGUCUUCCUCAAGAACGGAGCAGAAUGGCGUGCAGACAGGCUGUUGCUGAACAGGGAGGUCAUGACGAGUGCAGCCGUGAAACAUUUUCUGCCGCUCCUCAACGACGUGGCCAGAGACUUCUGUCAUCUGCUCCGCUCACGGGUCCAAACCGACGGGACAGGGGCAGAGGGCAGGCGCAGCUUAACCCUUGACCCCAGUCCUGACCUCUUCCGCUUUGCUUUAGAAGCGAGCUGUCACGUCCUGUACGGGGAGAGGAUCGGGCUCUUCUCCUCCACGCCCUCCCAGGAGUCCGAGCGCUUCAUCUGGGCGGUGGAACGCAUGCUGGCCACCACUCAGCCCCUCUUGUACCUCCCCACUCACCUGCUGCUCCGUCUACACGCCCCCAUGUGGACGCAGCACGCUACCGCGUGGGACCACAUCUUCAGCCACGCCGAAGCUCGGAUUCAGAGGGGGUACCAGCGUCUGCAGGCCCAGUCUGGGGGCCUGGCAGGAGGAUCAGAGGGGCAAUUUUCAGGGGUUUUGGGGAACUUGAUGGAAAAGGGGCAGUUAUCACUGGAGCUUAUCAAAGCCAACAUCACCGAACUGAUGGCAGGAGGCGUUGACACGACGGCGGUUCCUCUGCAGUUUGCUCUGUUUGAGUUGGCAAGGAACCCCGAGGUGCAGGAGACGGUACGUGCUCAGGUGCAGUCGUCAUGGAUACAGGCAGACGGCAAUCCUCAGAAAGCCCUGCAGGGGGCGCCACUUCUCAAAGGCACCGUGAAGGAGACUCUCAGGUUAUAUCCCGUCGGCAUUACCGUGCAGAGAUAUCCGAUCAAAGACAUUGUGCUCCAAAACUACCAUAUACCAGCUGGGACAUUGGUCCAGGCGUGUUUGUAUCCUCUGGGUCGGAGCGGCGAUGUGUUUCAGGACCCUGAGCGCUUUGAGCCAGCACGCUGGGGGCGGGACGGGGAGGAGCAGGGCGUGACCUCGGGGGCGGGGUCGGGGGCCGCGUUCCGCUCGUUAGCCUUCGGGUUCGGGGCCAGGCAAUGUGUCGGACGCAGGAUCGCGGAAAACGAGAUGCAGCUAUUCCUCAUGCAUAUCCUGAGGAACUUCCAUCUCAGCGUAUCAUCCACGGAAGACCUCAGAACCACAUACACCCUCAUCCUCCAACCGGAGACACCGCCCAAAAUAACCUUUACCACACUCUGA